AUGGAGGAGCCCUGGGAGCUUGCUCCUCCCCAGGAUCGUCGCCUUGAGAAUUUCCGCACAAAGCCCACCAAAGCCGUGAAUGCACUAUAUCUAGCAGCUGGGAAAGCCGCUCAAUAUAUGCCCAAACUUAGGGGCAUGACUCUGCGUUCUAUCGUUGAAUGUGAAAACUUCGAUGGACUUCAGCAUGUCUUGGAACACAGUGCCCAACAUUGGUUUUAUUAUGACCGCUCCAAAGGCAAAGCAACGUGGGUUAGCUCGGGGGAAUUCCACGUGACAAGGGAAGUUCAUGAGGUCUGGAAUAUGGUUGCCAAAAGCCAUGGCCACGACCAUAUCACGGUUGAGAACCUUGGCUUCCAUAGAGUGGCACCAUCCCUUUUGACAUACCAACCUUGGGAGAUUGAUGAAGAGUACAUACAACGCGAGCAAGGCUUUUCAUGGGAAGCUUGA
Molecule: messenger RNA, 447 nt
Organism: Penicillium psychrosexuale
Lineage: Eukaryota; Fungi; Ascomycota; Eurotiomycetes; Eurotiales; Aspergillaceae
Exons: 2
Coding region: 1-447 (148 amino acids)
Source: RefSeq, a predicted model, not a curated record